UAUUUGUCAAGUUCUACUACUGUCAGUGUGGAAACUAAGGAUGACAGAACUCUCCAAAACUGGAUUACCUUGAAUCAAAAAAAGAACCCCAAAAUUAAGAAUUGAUUUAUUAUUUACGACACAAACCCUUGGUAAACUUAUUUUACUUACCCCAGUGUAACACUUCCUAUACUUUAGUGUACACUCUCUCCUACUACCAUUAGACUGCACCAUAGUGCUACUCUUUAUUAGGACUACCCGUAGCAGUUUACUCAAAGUUAAGAAACAUAUAAUGGUUCUUUAUGAACUUUUUUGUAUUACCAGGCCUGCUGUAAAUGCAACUCGCACGUCAGCUCCCGUAUCAGCAAUUAGUGUUGCUAGGAAUUGUGGAAAAGCAGUCUUGGAUAGCAAAGGUGUAGUCGUUGAUAUUGAGUCGAUGGGCCUCAAAGAACUCGCAAAGCCCAUAAAAAAAUUAAAUAAUAGGCACAAUUUUGGAUACUGGUGGACAAUGUCGUUCUACUCGAGCCCUACUGUUCAACAAGAACUCCAGCGUAUACUGCGUUUGGAGCCAACAGUUCUUCGAUAUACCCUUCUCAAAAAAUCCGAUAAAUUAAAUUAUCUUGGUUGACAUUUCCACUAAGUAAACAAUUGCUUGAUGCAGACCAUUGAUAAGUAUUCAAUCCCCUUAACUGUUUAAUAUUCUAGAUAAUACCUUUGAAGGAAUAAAUAGUCAUUCAUGUCGAUAUAUGUUAUAUAGAGAUUUAGAACGAGUAAAUGCUUUAUAGUAUGUGCUUGUUUUAGUUAACCAUAUUUGUUAAACUUGAAAGUGCAUUUGAUUGUUUAGGAUUUCUCUUUGAUGUUUUCAAGUUCGGUUUCACAUUAUACUCAUUUUCGUUGUUUUGAUUUGGUUUCACUUGAUCUAUUCCAGGCAUUAGCACGGGUGGAUUUGCCAUCGGUGUCGACGGAGGUGGUGGAGCAGCCAUAUAUUGUGAAUAUAUGUCAAAUGGAAUCGGUUGCGUAGGUAACUGAACAGCAGGUGAUGUUAGCGUCGGCUCUUGAUUAAACAGAGCAUUCAGUCUUUUCUUUCUUUCCUCUUUCUUUUCCGCAAAGCUAACGAAUAUUCUCUUUUUACCCACAUAUGUGUUGUUUAAAAAAGAUAUAGCUUGCAUCGCUUCGGAUGGAUGAUUGUAAGAAACGAAUCCGUAUCCUUUAGAUAUUCCAGUGUUUGGAUAGCUAGCUAAAACGCAUGAUUUUACCCGACCGAACUGGGAGAAAAACUCCUCGAACUGUUCUGAGUUUCCUACUACAUCAUCAUCGAUAUUUUUGACAAACAAAUUACACGGGUCUAGUGCUGGGGGAGUAUUGUUAUCAACCGCGUUUAAGCCAGUAGGCAUUGGAACAGGAGGUGAAACGAAAGGAGGCGGAGGAGGAAGAGGAAUCAUUGCUACAGGCGGCUCCAUACUUGCAAUGGGUUCAAACGGCAUCAACGGCAGGGGUGCAAGUGUUGACUGGGUCGAUGGAACUACUGUAGGCGGGAUCUGUCUUUGUCUUGGUUGUUUCACAAAAAACUGAAGCUGUGUACCCUUGUAUAAGAAAUUUUUAAAGGAAGCAAUAAUCUGAGAUGGUUAGAAGUGGUCAAAUAGCAUUCGAAAAUGUUUCUAAUAAAAAUUUACCUUUGAGCAAUCUUCAUGAGAGUUGACAGCUAAUUCGGCAUAUAACGUUUGAUCUGGAUUCGGAGUUUGAUUAAUUGCUGCUCCUAAGAUCUUUCCAUAUUGAGAGAAGUCUUCAUAAAGAUCGACGGGUGAAGUUUGUUUUGGGACGUUUAAAAUUCCAAUUACCAUAAUUGGAUUCUCAAGAGCUUCGGAAUGAAACAGUUUAUCUAAAGGUAUGCUUGGAAGAAACUGAUAGUUGUUUAUGAAUGGUGGCUCGAAUGGUGGCUCAGUGUUGGAUUGUAAUGUAUUUAUUUCAUUCUGAGCAAUUGAGCUUCCAUCUGUAAAGUUCGGAAGAUUGAGUGGACUCACUUGCAGCGAAAAUAAAUUAUUUUCGUCGCCGGAAGUAAAGCUUAUGUUUGGUUCGCGUGCUUCUCUUUCUAUGCUAGAAUAAACAGUGCCGCUUCUGUCCUUUUUUAUUAUUUCGUGCUCACCUCCUUGACCUUGGACAUUUUCAUAUUUCAGGUGUUUUCGCGAGUCAUCCUCAACUUGUUUUAAUUGCAUAUCUUUGAGACAUAAGGCAUCCUUAUAUUGAGAAUCUAGUUUUGAUAAGCUUGGAUCCUCUUUCUCUUGUAUUUGAGCGAAUUUACAUAUGGCUGGUUUGGCUGGAUGACGUUUUUCAACGAUACUACAGGGUAUUAGCACAAGCAUGGCAGUUUACUAUCAUUUCACAUACAGUCGAUUUCCCUCGUACAAAGAGCAGUGCAGUGCUUGAACAAUAGCGUCUACACAUGCCUGUGUUUCAACAUAAACAAAUGCAAACAAUGCCGAGCCUUUGAUAUUGACAUUUUUUCUUUUUUUUCGACUCAACACAUGUGCUUCCAUUACAUUUCCUAAAGUAAAAUUAGCUUAGGGAACUUCAGUUGAAUGGGAAAACCUACCGUAUGGUUUGCAAAGGUUGAUGACAUUUAAUGCUUGACAACCAUGUGGUAAAUUACCAAUGUAGAUGGAUAGAUCCCUAUUUUUCUGCUUCUUAAUUGUAUCCUGUGUUCUCUGUUCUUCUUUCAUUGCUAUUAAAUUAGUUGGUUGAUAAAAGCAAAAUUCAAUUCAAUGUAAACAAAUAUUCGGGAUAACGAGGCGUUAUAUCUCGUUAUGUUCAGUAUGGUUUUAUUUAACCUUUGACGUUGUACUGUACAAUUAAAAAAUAACGUAUUAAAAAAGUUUCUAAAAAU
Schizosaccharomyces octosporus yFS286 is the source of this 2860-nucleotide messenger RNA. RefSeq names its product ribosomal protein subunit Mrp17. The transcript has 3 exons. The record is from RefSeq and is a predicted model, not a curated record. Gene Ontology annotation, molecular function: small ribosomal subunit rRNA binding; structural constituent of ribosome. Gene Ontology annotation, cellular component: ribosome; mitochondrial small ribosomal subunit. Lineage: Eukaryota; Fungi; Ascomycota; Schizosaccharomycetes; Schizosaccharomycetales; Schizosaccharomycetaceae. The coding region runs from base 272 to 607 and encodes 111 amino acids. Gene Ontology annotation, biological process: translation.